GCAUUCGCAUUAUCUCGCUCAAUAUGUUGACGGUAUACGUGGUCCCCUUAUUAUUCAUGAUCCGGAUAAUCCUUAUCUAUCUUCCUAUGAUUAUGAAUAUGUCCUUACUUUGGAGGAUUGGUAUCAUACACAAUCAAGUGACUUAGUUGCAUUGCGAUUGGCAGCGG
Molecule: messenger RNA, 167 nt
Organism: Racocetra persica
Lineage: Eukaryota; Fungi; Glomeromycota; Glomeromycetes; Diversisporales; Gigasporaceae
Source: the annotation of a GenBank genome assembly